UAUUUCGGCGCAUAGCAUUUUUGGAUUGGAUUAAAAUCGGUCGGAAAUCGGAAUUGUUCUCCCUCUUUCUCUGGAUAGAAGGUCGUAAUCGAUCCUAAGAACCCUAGAAUCGGAAAUUUGAUCUGAAAACCACCGAUUCAGAGGAAUUUGAUCUGAAAAUCACCGAUUCAGAGGAAUCUUGGCGUGACUCCGAUACCGAUAUUUAAUGCCAUUGUUUAUAUCCCAUGCUCUGAAUCACCUCUCCACGAGUCGUUAGGAGAGAAAGAACUGAGAAGCAUUUCUUUCUCCUCCGGUAAUCGAAAGCUCGAAGCUCUGAUCAUCAGAGGCAAAAUCGCGACAAUGUCUGGUCGAUCGACGUAUAACAGACAAGACGGAAACAGAGGCGCGAUGCGAACUCAGAAGAAAUUUGUCCCGAAGACGACCAAUACCAAUACUACAAUUUCAACAAAAGAACCCCUCGUUCCAAAACCCGCGCUCUCUACUUCUCUCAGACGAUCUUUCCCUACACAAUCAUCCGAUGUUGCAGCAGCUACGACUUCCUCCUCAUCUUCCAGCAGCAGCAGUAUCGCCACCGCCACCGCCACCGCCACCGCCACCGCCAACGCCACCACCACCACCGCCACUUCGAUUACUACUAAUAGUAGGGUUCGAUUGGGUGAGAAUGGGGACUGGGUUUCUAAUCGUCAACAAGGUGGGAACUUCGUUAAUUAUCUUCCACAUGAUGAAGCUGUCGCCUCCGGCCUCGGUGCUGAAGAUGGCGCUUUGGAUGCGGUAGAAUCUCAGCGUGUCGUCGACCUUCUCAACAGGGAGUUGUCUCGCUUGCUCAACUUGCCCCCUAGAGAUUUCUGGAGAGAAGUGGCCAGUGAUGCUUCCUUGCACGAUUUUCUGGAUAGCUAUCUACAGUUUAGAAAUCGAUGGUAUGACUUCCCUCACCGGGGAGCCAAGGGAAUAGUCGCAGGGGUCAUUGUUGGAGAAUUAGAGCUUAGCCGUCGUGUCUUUAUGGCCUUAUAUCGCAUAUCUUCCAAUAGGGAUCCUGGUGCCCUGGCCAGUGACAGCCUUAGUGCUAAGGAGCAUGGAGAGGGUGCGCUCUUUAUGCCGCAGCAUGAUUGGCUGCAUCAGCCUUCCACAUUGUUGAGAUCACUGAGCUAUCAAGCCAUUUUGCAGGAAAAGAAGCUACUUGACUUGCCAAAGUUGUUGGAUAUAUGUGCUGUAUAUGGUCAUGACAAUGAGGAGCUAACUAAAUUACUGGUUAUUAAUUCUCUGAAAGCGCAGCCAAAGAUCCAUGAAAAUUUAGCAUCUGUGGUAUCUCAUUUCCUGAACAUUGUCCACACAAUGCAUCAACGUUGCAGCUCAUCACUAGAGGUCUUAUUUUCCUCUGGAAUCCAUGAAGACAGUCGACUUUAUGCAGAUUUCUUAGAGGUGAUGGACUUUGUAAACGAUGCAAUUGCAUCAUUUUCUACUUUUGUUAAUGCCUACAAACCUGCAGCUGUAUUCUUCUCUUGUCCUGUUGAAACAAGUUAUGGAAACGGGGAACUACUCACUACCCUUUCAAGAUUACACGAUUCAUUGCUUCCAUCUUUACAACAGGGUUUGAGACAUAUGUUUACAGCUCAAGCAGAUACAGUUCAGAACUUGGUUGGAGAAAACCAGUCCAAUAUUGCUAGUAGUUUCAAGAUGUUAUCAACAAGAAUUGUUAACUUUGGUUGGCAAUUACUGGAUAUCUGUUAUCUUAGUGAUGAAGUAUUUCUAGGUGGCCUUCAGUUUCUGGCUUCAACAAAGAUGUUUCCUGCCAAUGUUGAGGAUCCAGUAAUAAGGGGAGAUAUUUUGGUUCAAACUUUUAGGGAGAUACAUGGAGAAGUUUCAAAUUAUUCUCAAGAGAACCAGAGGAAAGGAACAUUCUUUCAGAACAUUGAAAAAAAUUACAGAAUGUUGAACAGACUUGAGAAUCUACGUGGUAGUGGAUGGAUUUUCAUGGAUGAAGAACAAUAUCAAUAUUUAUGCCGUGUUGUGAUGCCUCCAUCUUCAAAAGUUGUAACUAGAGAACACAACGGACCACCUUUACUCACAAACAAGGUGCAGAUGGAUGAAGAUGCUGCAAUUACUGAGUCCAAGAUCAGUCAAAUAAAAGAUCUCUUCCCUGAAUAUGGCAAAGGAUUCCUCUCUGCAUGUCUUGAAGUUUACAAUCAAAACUCAGAAGAGGUGAUUCAGAGGAUACUGGAUGGAACUCUACAUGAAGAUUUACAGUCCCUAGAUAUUUCCCUAGAAAAUAUUCCACCACCCAAAUCUGCAUCUUCUGUGGGUAGGAAUUAUAAAGGAAAAGGGGCACUAAUAGAGCCUGCAGUGUUGCCUUCUGAUGGUGUGGUUGCUGCAGUGAAGGAUACCAGGGGAUCCUCAUCUUCUGGUUCAUCUUUCACUGGAUGGUAUAUCAGGAAGUCCAAGGAUGGUUUGCCUGACCCUAGCACCUUGGACUUGAGAAAUGACAAGGAUUUAGCUAAGACUUCACUUCUUGCAUCGCAGUACGAGUAUGAAGAUGAAUAUGAUGACUCAUUUGAUGACUUGGGUUUGAGUCUUGUGGAUUCUGGAUUUGAGGAGCCAGAGAUACUUCGAGACAGGAUCAGCACAACUCGGGGGAAAUCUCGGGGAGAUGAAACUGGAAUCUCUGGCUCAAACCCGUAUGGUUCUAAAUUGAAUUCUCAGAAGCAGCCCCAGUUUUAUGUCAAGGAUGGUAAGAACUAUAGCUACAAAGUUUCUGGUUCUGUUGCGGUUGGAAGUGCUCAGGAAGCUGCAGUAGUAAAUCAAGCGCAGAGAGAAAUGAUUCAUGGUCUUGGCCGUGGUGGAAACGUUCCCCUCGGGGCUGGUAGAACACUGACCGGGGCUGAUGAACAGCCGGAGAACCAGUCAGAGACUCCUGAGACAGGAGGGAGAGGGAAUAUGACACACUCAAGGGGCAGAGGAAGAAGAGGAGGUGGUAGCAAUCAUUACAGAAAGGAUAGAGCCAUGAAGAAGCACUUCUCAGGACUAGGUGGCUACUAAAGGACAUGAAUGGAACUGAUACAUCAGUUGUAAUACCUUCUUUGUCAGUCUUUUGAUUUUUGAAGAACAAGGUUCUGUGGGCUCUAUGGGUGAUGCUUGCCAUGGGCUGGUCACAAGGAAGAAGGAACAGUUCGUAAGGGCAGACCCAAGGGUACCCUUUGCUUGCUGAAAUUCACCCAAAUGAUAAAAGCCGUCAAGUAAAAGUGCUGUAGGCUGUAGCCAUUUUGGGAGAGCGUAUAAGGUUAAAGAUCAUUAGAUCACGUUGCACUUCAUGGUGAGAUUGUCUGGUGAGACCUGAGAUCCAUCCGGGUGUGGAGUCUUGAGAUUCCUCUGAAGUAGCAAGAAACGUCUGUUGGAGGGUCUAACCCAAAACCUUGAGGUAAUAAUGAUGGCGCAACUCAUAUUUCUCAAGCAUCACACCAUUAACCAUGUUGGAGCUUAUAUCGGGUUAGCAACAUUUUCACAAUGGAUGCAAAGGCACUAAGGAUCUGGACUUUGAUACCACAUUGGAGGGAUCAAUCCAAAACCUUAAGUUAAUAGUGAAGGCAACUCAUAUUACUCAAGCACGACCCAAUGAGGUCCAUCUCAAGCCAGCCACGCUUCUGCUAUAGGUGCUACAAAAGGGAAUUGUCACUGCCUUGAAUAAUUAUGUCUUGUUUGUUGAUGCAUGCUCCUUAUGAACAAGUAAAACUCUUGCAUGGUUGGUUGUUAAUGUUAUACAUCUCUCAUUCAUAUGUAACAAAUAACCAACUGGUUGUGAAAAGUUACUUUUCCAAUGAUUUACAGUCAUUCUUGCCUGGUCA
Messenger RNA from Macadamia integrifolia, 3836 nucleotides. Its product is annotated as activating signal cointegrator 1 complex subunit 2-like. Gene Ontology annotation, molecular function: ubiquitin binding. The record is from RefSeq and is a predicted model, not a curated record. The coding region runs from base 340 to 3033 and encodes 897 amino acids. The transcript is spliced from 11 exons. Lineage: Eukaryota; Viridiplantae; Streptophyta; Magnoliopsida; Proteales; Proteaceae.